GUAGUGCAUUCAUAGUAAAUGAGUUUUGGUCUGCAUGGUGGAGUUUGGGCCGCUUGGAUUCCAUUGUCGUUCCCCGCUGAGGUGCCUGGGGGGUCUUCUGCUGUAGCCUUUUCCUGGUGAGGCCUGCAGGCUAUUCUGCAGGCGCGCCCCGUGCCGGCCAAUGGGGUGGGUGACUCGGCAAGUGCGGAGGGUGCGGCCCCUCCGGUUCCUGGCACUUGCCUGCCUGGUCACUUUCGUGUGGCUCCAGAUGCGCCUUACGCUGCUCGGCCAAGUUUCCAUCGAGGUUGGCUCACCAAGCUCCUCUGCCUCCGCCCAGCCGAACCACACGUGGGCCCUCUUCAACAGCACGCGGGAGGUUGAGAUCCUGCGCGAGUAUGUCGCGCAGCUCAACCAGGCGCAGAUGAUCCACAACCUGGAGCUGUUUGGGCCGCUGCAGCCGGACGACCCCGUGAUAGUGAUUCAGGUGCACAACCGGUGGCACUACCUGGUCGCACUCAUUGAUUCACUCCGCACUGCACGCGACAUCAACCGCACCCUAGUCAUCUUCAGUCACGACGAGUACAGCCCCAUUGUCGAGAGCCUGCCAUACAAAGUCGACUUCUGCAAGAUGAUGCAGAUCUUCCUGCCCCAUUCCAUCCAGCUGUACCCAAACCAAUUUCCCGGCCAAGACCAGAACGACUGUCCCCGAAACAUCAAGAAGGAAGACGCGAUCAAACUAGGAUGCAACAAUGCCUUGCAUCCGGACAGUUUCGGCCACUACCGAGAAGCCAAGUUUUCCCAGACGAAGCAUCAUUGGUGGUGGAAGAUGAACCGUGUAAUGGAUGGCCUGAAUGUCACAAAAGAUCACGCUGGACCGUUCAUUCUUUUGGAGGAGGACCACUACACGGCUCCCGAUUUCCUGCACGUACUGCAACUUAUGAAAGCUGAACAGCAAACCGGUCACAAACAGUGUUCCAUGUUGGUCCUAGGAAGUUACGCAAAGUCCUUCAACUAUCACAUUACGGGAAACCAGGUCGAGAUUCUCCAGUGGUCUUCCAGCAAGCACAACAUGGGAAUGGUCCUCUACAGAGACCUAUGGGUCACAAUCCGCGACAACUGUUCAAAUAUGUUCUGCCACUUUGAUGACUACAACUGGGACUGGUCGCUGUACCGGGUCAGCACGAUGUGCCUCUCGGCGCCCAUCCAGGCCAUGGUGGUCAAGUCGACCCGCGUCUUUCAUACUGGCGAGUGUGGCGUGCACCACCGGAGUAAGAACUGCUCGAGUCAGAAGAUGGUGCAACAGGCGAGAAACGUGAUUGGCUCCGCCCACUCAUACUUGUUUCCCAAGAGCAUUCAGGUCAAGCACGGCAUGCAGCGCAACCUGAAGCCGCCAAAGGGUAACGGGGGCUGGGGCGACGUCCGAGACCACCAACUCUGUCUUAGAAGCAGCUCUGUCUCCACUGUGCACAGGUAGCACCUGUAGUGUUGCGGGUAUCCACCUCCCCUCUUCCAGUCGUCUCUCUUCCGGUACGAAAGGUAUCUUUCCAGCUCGCGUUGCGCCGAGGCCACCAGAUGGCACUGUCUCUUGAGGGGGAAAAGGUGUCCCGGCUGUCAGGUGAUGCUUUCCUCGUUCAUCUAGGGAUGUUUUAUGAAGUGUGCGUGUCAUAUGUAUAGUACCUGUGAAUCGAGGUCUCGUAUCUCUCGGAUUUACCUCGUCCGGUUGUGUCGCAGUUCUGAGCGGUUGGGCUCCUGCAGGAACUGAAAUUUGGGUUAGUUUGUAGGCAUUCAUGUUGAACAUGUAGCGCAAAAGACAGGGACACAAGAAGGAAGAAGACGACCAGAUGAGUGCUAACUUCAAACUAAAGCUUAUUCUCAGAAAUCCCGCCUAUUUAUGAAACAACGCUGAUCCCAAAGUAUGUCAUCAUGCAUGCACACCUCAUCCUGCACUCAUAACGAUAAAUUUUAUUGUACUUUAUCGUUAUGAGCCCGGGAUGACUGGAAAAAAGUUCCAUGCAGUAGAAGCAGGCGUCGUUUGCAAUUUGUUGAGCCCUCAACUGCACUGCUCCGAACUCGGGCACAAUUUGCACAGGCAAAUUGAGGAGACCUUUCGUAUACCUGCUGUCUCAACUGAAUGUUGCCAAGUUGCCAAGUCUCUCAUAACAAUCCAGGUGUAAUUCAGAAAUUUGUUGGCUAUUUAUAAAGGCUCAGAUUGGCUUUUUGUCAUGAGGUAACACUUUCACAGUUCUUUACUUGAGACAUGUAAUUAGGCUGCAUUCAGAGUGCAGAAGAAUUGGGGGCUGCGUUUUUCCUUGUUUCAAAGGCUUAAAUUCUGUGCUUCAGAAAGAUUGUGUGAAUCUCAUGACAUCUACUCGACUUUGUUAUUUAUCGUGAUCUGAUACUUUCCAAAUGGCACCUUGGCCGUUAGGUUAGAUGUUAAGUUAGGCAAUUUUAUCAAGUGUAAGAGAGAACUAUUAGUAACAUAUAGCCAAUACCAUUUGUGUAGGCUCCAUAAUGUGUUAUUUUUCCUUUUUUUAAAAAAUAAUUGAUGACAUUCAGUUGAGACAGUUAAUGCACAAGAUAUGCGUGCUCGGAAAGGGCGAUGAGCUGCCCCCCGUUUACACCAUCUUGUGUCGCUUGUGUAAAAAAGAAAAAAGUUAACGUGCAUCAAUAUAUAUGCAAGGUAUUGCUGAACAUAAGUAUCCACUGACCACUUGCACGGUUCUUCGAAAGUGCUAGUGUUUUCUAUCGUGUUUAAUGCAGAGCUGCAGAUGGUGAUACCUGCCCCACAGCGAGGGAUGUUUUUCUCACCUUGUUUUUAUUGUUUGGGUAUCGGUCUUCGAGUUGCUAAGGAAACCAAAGAAAUCAGUGUUAUACACUUCGCAUUUACACACAGUGCAGCCCGGCAUUGCUCUUCAGUUCCACUAAGCAGAGCAGCAGUGCAAUCCGUUGGCUGUAGUACUGUUCACUGCACUUAAUUGCUUAUCCGCCAUUGUUGUGUGGUGAUUUUAUAAACAUACACUUUCACUAUCUCCACAAAGGCCACAAGUGACUCUUCAUUGUAAGAAUCACUUUAGGGGCACUUUUGCAAUGCAAUACCUCUUCGCAUUUGAAGCAUGAAAAAGAAAAAUCCGGGCCAGCCAUGUAUGAAAUGUAAGGAUUGGCAUUCUGGCAUUACUGAGUGCUGGAAUUAGAGUAAAUUUCACGCGCUUUGUUCACAUUGUUAGCAUCGACACUUCUUAAAAAAAAAGUAAAUUUACCGAGGCCAGAUAUAUGCCCAGAAUCUUGAUUGCAGUGACCAUCACAGCGAAAGAUUGCACUGUUCUGCGUUGUCAUGUGUCGGAAAGAAGCAUUCGUUAACUAGCAUGAAAGCUUUAGUUAUGUUUAGUUAGUUAGCUUUAGUUAAACAGCUGCACAUUUUAGCGUUGAUCUUCCGUGCAUGUCUGUUACCCCGUGACGGUUGAUACAGACCAGCGAAACUAAACAUUUGUUGUCCUUUCGUUAUCGGCACACUAGCGAGCUCUUGUUUUAAGCUGCUUGGAAAGACUGUUCAACAUUACCGCGAACUUCAGGUCACGACACUGCCAUACUUUUUUUCAUAAUGGCAGCUGCUCUGAAAUGUCUGUAAAGUGUCACUUGAAUGCCAACGGUACGUAUCGGAUGUAUGUACUAUAUGUCUCUGAAGGUUACUGACACCCUUUGUUUGACAUACGUAUUGUUGGUGGGUUAUACAUGGUAUUAGUGGUAUUAUAUUUCUGCGGGAAAUGUCGUCAUGCACUAAGAAAUGUGAAAAAGCUGCACUGCUGUGUGUUUUUGUUUGAAAGAACAUUUUUGGCUUACGGAUAACAUCCCUCAUAACGAUGUUUAUCUUUGGGAAUUAUACUUAGCCAGCCCACGCAGCUCUUUCAGUGUCCUUGAAAGCAGUCUUUUAGAAUCGGCCAUCUUCUUACAUUGUUUCGAGUGUCAACACAUUUUAUUUAUUGCUUUAAAAAUGAAUUCAUCGAGGUGCACGACAUAUUGUGAAGCACUUUCAAGGUAGGCAUUGUCGUAUUGCGUUUUAGGGGAAAAGCCCAAAGGUAAAUGUUUGUUGAUUUUGUUGUUCGUUUCACGCUGCACUUUUUUAAUAUUCAAGGCACUUCGAAUGUUGUGAAUACUGGUUUUCUUUCUUAAUGCUUUGAGGUCUGUUGCAGCUUGUUUUGUAGCAUUCUUCUUGUAGUCCAGGAUGACGUGAAAUUUGCUGCGUUAUUUUGCAGCACCUGGAUGACUUAAAUCUUUUGUUUUACUGGUUUUCGUUUUGGUCACCUGGUUUUUUUUCUGCAAGUCGUUCUCAUAUUGCAGUAUACAGUUCACUGCAGCAUUCGUUAGUGACCGGUUGCUGUUUUAAAAUGCCCAAAGACUUUUUGUUCAGUGUCAUCCUAGAAUGAGCUGCUUUUUUAGAUGCCCAAAGAUAUUGUUUUGAAUAUAUCUUUUUUCUUCUUGUAUAUAUAAACUUCAUUCUUGUUGUUACUUUUUAUUCAUGUUCUGUUUUGCUUGUUUGUCUUCUUUGCAUUUGUUGUAAUCUCUUUUUACACCUGCUGUUUAUUUCAAGAUUUUCCUUGCCGGGACACGGUGGUUGCUGUUAUGCAUUGCGUUUUAUGUUGCCAUAUUUUACUGCGUGUUGUAACCGGGCAGGCACUACACAGUAAUUUGCGCCAGGUUUAUUGAAUUCAUUUAAUAUUGGUGCUUUCGCGCAGCCCUUCAUUUCUGUACAUAUUCGUUGAUUUUUUUUCGUGUAUGUUUUUUUACUGAAGAAGGAAAUGCGUGCAAAGGCAACGACAUGCCUGUUGCAGUUAAACCAAAUAUCAUUACAGCUUUCGGUGCUUAUUUAACCAAGUCAUUUAAGUAAUUUUAGCUUAGUAUGUAUUGCUUCAGGGGUUCUCCAGACAUUUCUUUUUGUUGUGAACUCAAUAAGUGUUCAAGGGUGAAAUACGUGAACAGGCAUGCUGCCUUGAGUAUAUUUGGACUGAUUUAAAUGUGCACUUAAGCUGGGCAAGGCUUGUCCCUGUUGAGGGUAAUAUAUAUAUGUAGUGACUACAUAUUUUGUCACAGACAUAUUACUAACGGUAUCUUGAAGGCGGAAAAGGGAAGUUGGAGUUCUGACUGUCAAGUGUCACUGUGUGGCAUAGGAAGUCUCUUGGAUUAUGAUUAUCACUCUCAUAAAAGAACUAUUAAUGAAAAUUCUCGUUCAUGAUAUUGAUUGACCUCUGUGCGUAGCGAUGAAUUGGCACUGCUUGCUUCGCACUGCGUGACCGUGUAAAGCCUGGCAAACAAUUUAAUAGACUUGCCAAAGCUAACCUAGUAAGUAAGAAACAUAGCUUGGCCAAAUUUAACUCAAAUAGAGUGGAAUAUUUCACAGCAACAUACCGUUUUGCCUAAAAAUUCAGCUUCUAUUGGACUUAAUAUACACUGAACGCAGGAUAUCCGUAUGCUUGUUGGGAAAGUGUUAAAAAAAAUUGGUUGUGACUGUCGAUUAGACUACCUUGUUUGCGCUGAGCAGAGAAUAACUUUUAAGCUGCUUCUCUUUCUGCCUACAAGAGUUAUCAAUCUGCAGCUCCUGAAAUAUUGCACAUCACAAAAGUUUGAGUGUCGGUAAAGUAGAAAAAUCAUACAAGAAAAGCCUUAAGUAGGCCAGCUUUGCCCAGCUUUAAAAAGAAACGGAAGAAAAAAAAAGAAUGUUAGAGCCCAAGAAAAAGCAAGCGCGACGAAAAUAAGCCCAAAUUUACGUGCUUAUAAGAAGUGGAACUGGCCCCUCUUCUUCAAAGCCAAUGCGAAGUCUACAAUUUAUUUUCUUUGUUUCUUUUUUUAAUAGCUUUUACUUCAUGUACACACAUUUUUUUAGGCUCGCAUGUAGCUAAGUCACUGAGCUUGUCAGUUUCAAAUACGUUCGCAUUAUUGAUGCUUUAGUCUGGGGCACGCAUUUUGCGUAUACUGUAAUCAUGAAAUGUGUUUGCUGUCGCCAAACAACUCUUACGAAAAUGAUUGCUUCGAUACGUAAGUGUAAGGCUCUUUGCCUUUGCAGCUUAGCAUCAGUGUAACCUUUUGUGUGUGCGCGUGUAUUCUUUUAUAAGCUGAGCACCAAAGUCAAUUUUUCAAGUAGCAAGCAAGUGCUUCACUUUAUUUAUUAUUACGCAUGUCCAGCAGGGUAUUAUGCUUUAUUUGUUGCGAGGUCAUGUGAACUUUCUCAGGCCUGAAAGCACUUGCAAUGGGACUUUACAUCUCUUGUCUGCAGCAAGUGCAUGGCGUUGCAUGUUUCCGUAUUGUCUCGUGGACUACUGGCAUGCAAAAGCCGUGACGUGCCACAGCGUAGGCCUAAAUGCGGACAGUACUAUUUCAGGCACACGCAUAUUUCCUUGAAGACGUAACACUCCUUCAAAACAACUGAAGAAGUACUUCAAUUUGCCAGAAUAUAUGCAUCCCAACUUGUUUAGCAGUUUGUGCAAACUUCUAUUUCACCAUAGCAGAAAUUAAUCUUUCACGCCUCUGAGUAUGGGUAAGUUAUACGAUGACGACGUGAAUCACCCCCGCAGUAUUUGUUUUAUAAUGGAAAUUGCACACGAGCUUUGCAACAAUUUGUUGAGUUUUAUGGUGUGGAAAUUACUGUGCUGCCAUUAAGAACAGUGUACAAGAAGUACAUAGAACUGUAUUUUCAGUAUUUCUGCGUUUUUAUCUUUUGUUCUGUUUCUUCCAUUGCGUACAUGCAGCGAUUGCUUAUAGUACUUAACAAAGAAGUAUGCUCUUUUCUGCAGUUAACGUUCCUAAUUAUCACCUUUAAACUACCUUACCCGACUGGAUUUGACGGCAUUAAUUUUGCUUACGCUUCAAUCAAGUACAUUGUAAAGCUCUGCUGUUAAACUGGAAUGUGUAUGGAUCUUAUUUAGCUGGGUGAGACGUCACUUUCAGCUUGUGUAAUUAACAACAAGCUUAUGUACGACGUUAAGCUUAGGCGGGCCUAUCAGCUUUUGAUGUGCCAGUAGUCUACUUUUGUGUCCUGCGUCAUCUGUCCCAUCAAAGAUCCUUGCCAUGGGCAGGAUACGGAAUUUACCUGCCUCCUCUGUAUGUAGUCGUAACUUUGCAAAUGUGAUUCCACUUCUGCGCCACCUACAUCUAUAGUACGGCAGCUGGGUUGCAGGGAUGUCUGCCUUCCCAACCAAAGGGUUUCCGACUGGGCAUUGCAUCCUGGGAAUGAGUGUCACGAGUUGUUGCACUGUCAUCCCCUCUUUUUGUACAUAGCGAUGAUGUGACUGAGAUGUCCUUGUGCAAACAUGCGACGUUUUUUUUUUGUAUGCACGGCCACCCACCCGCCCACUCGGUGUGCAUCAUCUGUAGCUUCAGUCGUGUCAUAGCGCAGAGUGCCAUAUGUUGAACGCUGCAUACGCAUAUUUUUGUUCUCUGGCAUGCCAGAGAAUUUUGUUCGCGGCUUUAUGCUCCAAUGCUGAAUUCCACUGUGCCUUGUAGAACGAGAGUUAUUAGCUUUACGAGGUGGCGUUCUCACUGGGCUGUGGUACGGAAUAUCCGUGGUCGUCCGACUGCGCGUCUAAUUUUCUUUAUGAUGGACACAAUAGCGAGUUUUUGUACAGCGUACAUUGUGUCUGUAACGGCGUUGCAUACGUAAGAACAUUACAUUUCGCAUGGAGUGUGUGCACAGAACUUAUUUUGAAUUCAAGCAGCAAGCACCAAAACAAGGGGAAAAAAAUGCUUUUUGGACUAAAAUAUACACGAAGAUUGUAAAAUCAGCGUUCCUGUUUCGUGCGUGGAUACCUCGCUGGAAGCCAGACUUGAAAUCCAUUGGAAGCCAUUAACUGUUUUUGUAGGUGCGCAAUGUUUCAGAAAUGUUUGUGAAAAAUUUUGUUUCAGGUAAUCUGUGAAGAUUUGCCACUUAUACAUUUAAAAUGUAGAAUUGAUGCUGAAAUGGUAACUCUGCUUCUAAGUCUGUCCUUUUUUCACCUUCUCAAUAUUUUCCCCCUGUUUUGUGUUUUUCAUGCCAAAUAACGUGCAAUAUGAUACAAUGCAAUCCAUAAGUCGAAUCUGCAUUCUAGUCGCUUGCCAAGUUUGUGACAACGUAUUGCUCGUCAUCAUUUAUUGGAAACAGCACUACACUCCUAUUUUACCAUGGUUUUAGGUCUUAUUUUUCAUGAUUUUGCGUGUGCAAAUAGCUUUCACAGCCCAGUGAGAAGUGGAAGAGUGUGUUUCUAUGUCAUGGAAAAUGUGUGCCGUAUAUUUUAAUUGCCAUUAUCUUGGAGUAAUUAAUGUCAUCACACCUUGAAUCUUUGUAAGCCACUGGCAUGGAGUUGCGUCAAGCGUCUUGUGAUUCACCCGCUUCUUGUAAUAUCGUUGAACGCGUUUUUUUCUCCCACUUUUGAGAGUUGUGCUGUUUUUUAAGGAGCCUCCACCAAGUGUCAUGAAAUUUUUAAAAUGUCUUUUUUGAGGCUACAUUUGUUGCUAGUUUUGUUUGUUGAUAUUUACUAUGUAACCUGUGCAAUUUGCUCAAGCCAAAGUGUCUAACAAGGUCAUUUUGUUGAAUGUUCCCUACGUGGAACGUUCAGGAGUUAAAAAAACAGUUAAUUUCCAGCAUUAUUUCCGGUGGCAUUAACAAGUGUUGCGCAGGGUGCAUUCUCCACUUCAUGAAGGACACAGUUAACAGACCUGUUCGUUUUCCUUUGAAGUGCAGUGGUAUAUUUGAUUCCCUGUACAGUGAAUAAACAUUUUUUUUUUU
Messenger RNA from Rhipicephalus sanguineus (brown dog tick), 8728 nucleotides. Its product is annotated as alpha-1,6-mannosyl-glycoprotein 2-beta-N-acetylglucosaminyltransferase. Lineage: Eukaryota; Metazoa; Arthropoda; Arachnida; Ixodida; Ixodidae. The coding region runs from base 161 to 1453 and encodes 430 amino acids. The record is from RefSeq and is a predicted model, not a curated record. The transcript has 11 exons. Gene Ontology annotation, cellular component: Golgi stack; Golgi membrane. Gene Ontology annotation, molecular function: alpha-1,6-mannosylglycoprotein 2-beta-N-acetylglucosaminyltransferase activity. Gene Ontology annotation, biological process: protein N-linked glycosylation; oligosaccharide biosynthetic process.